UAUUUUACUAUUAUUCACUUGCGGUCACACCGCCGUUCUGAUCGGCGUUGAAGUUUUCCUCUAUUUUUCAUAUAGUUAAAAUUUAUGUAAAAUGACUUCGGUAAAUGCAGAUACUGUGCUUUACAGUAUUUUGGCUUUGGUCAUUAUCGAGAAUGCACUGGAAAUUUAUAUAUCGCUGCGUCAGGUGAAAGUAUAUAGAAAUGCGCGAAAAGUGCCUGAAGAGCUGACGUCGCAUAUGGGCGAGGCGACAUUUGAUAAGGCACGCAAAUAUGGUCUGGACAAUGAGAACUUUGGCAUAUUUAAGGCACUGUUGAUGGAUGUUUUGCUGUUAUGCCUAGAACUCUAUUUGGGAUUGAUCGCAAUCAUUUGGCAGGUCUCAGUGGAUGUGGUCAAUCGUCUGCAAUGGGACGCCAGCAAUGAGAUUCUUGUGAGCUGUGUGUUCGUGCUCAUCUCGAACUUGAUGUCCACGUGCAAGUCGUUGCCCUUUAAGAUCUACAAGAUCUUUGUGCUGGAGGAGCUGCAUGGUUUCAAUAAGCAAACAGCCGGCUUCUUUGCCUGGGAUCAGGUGAAGGGCUUCCUAGUCACCCAAGUGGUUAUGGUGCCCAUCACUGCGGCCAUUAUAUUCAUCGUUCAGCGUGGCGGCGACAACUUCUUUAUCUGGCUCUGGGUAUUCACUGGCGUCAUCUCACUGGUGCUACUCACCAUUUAUCCCAUAUUCAUUGCUCCAUUGUUCGACAAGUACACACCGCUGGAGGAUGGACCACUGCGCAAAUCUAUUGAGGAUUUGGCAGCCUCGUUAAAAUUCCCUCUGACCAAACUAUAUGUGGUUGAGGGCUCAAAGCGUUCCUCGCAUAGCAAUGCCUAUUUCUAUGGACUGUGGAACUCGAAGCGUAUUGUGCUCUUCGAUACACUGCUGCUCAACAAGGGCAAGGCUGAUGAUACUGAUUUGACGGACGAUGAGAAAGGCAAGGGAUGCACAAACGAGGAAGUGCUUGCCGUACUUGGCCACGAGCUGGGCCAUUGGAAGUUGGGUCACGUUACCAAGAACAUUGUCAUUAUGGAGGUGCAUUUACUGCUCAUGUUCCUGGUCUUUGGAUACCUGUUUAAAUAUGCGCCCUUCUACGAAGCCUUGGGCUUCCAGCCGGGUACGCGACCCAUUCUGGUGGGUCUACUGAUUGUCUUCACCUAUGUGAUGGCACCGUACAAUGCAAUCAUUAACUUUGCCAUGACCAUUCUGUCGCGUCGCUUCGAGUAUCAGGCCGACGAGUUUGCUCACUCGCUGGGCUUCGAGGAGCAGCUGGGACGCGCUCUAAUUAAAUUGAAUUUGGACAACUUAGGCUUUCCAGUCUAUGAUUGGUUAUAUUCCACAUGGAAUCACUCGCAUCCGACGUUGCUGCAACGCUUGGCCCGCCUCAAGGAGUUGGGCAAGGCCAAGAAGCAGCAGUAAUUUUAAUUAAUGGAUACCAAAGCAUUUCACUUUUUCUAAUGUGAUCCCGCUUCAUGUUCCCGCCCCCUUUUCCUGUAUUUGUAAUUUAUGUAGAUUUCAAUAAAGCAAGCGAUACAAAUUUUAAAA
This is a messenger RNA of Drosophila sulfurigaster albostrigata, 1573 nucleotides long. It is a transcript of the gene ste24a, whose product is annotated as CAAX prenyl protease 1 homolog. Gene Ontology annotation, biological process: CAAX-box protein processing. The transcript has 2 exons. Gene Ontology annotation, molecular function: metalloendopeptidase activity. Bases 92 to 1447 code for a protein of 451 amino acids. Gene Ontology annotation, cellular component: endoplasmic reticulum membrane. Lineage: Eukaryota; Metazoa; Arthropoda; Insecta; Diptera; Drosophilidae. The record is from RefSeq and is a predicted model, not a curated record.